Pocillopora meandrina is the source of this 6922-nucleotide messenger RNA. NCBI's taxonomy places the organism in Eukaryota, Metazoa, Cnidaria, Anthozoa, Scleractinia, Pocilloporidae. The record is from the annotation of a GenBank genome assembly.
AUGAAAAAUAUCUUUGGUUCAGAGGGCAUCGCUAGAUUUCAUAAUAUAAUUUUGUGCUGUACCACUCAAGUUGUCUCUCUAUUUUGCAAAAUUUGGGGGCCUCACUCAGGGAUUUGCAAUUUAUUUACUUACUUUUUCUGUUAUUCACGGAAUAUGUUUUAGCGUCCUUUCCAACAGUAUUCUGGCUUUAUGACCGGUGCUGAGACAUGCAACAAGACAUUAAUUUUAUGAAGAUUACAGGGGCUAAACUACUUCAGCAAACGGCGUUAAUAAGACUUUAAAAGGCUACAUCGUCGGCUAGAGUAACAUAGAUAAUUAUUAUGCCAAAUAAACUACUGCGCGAGCUAAAACUCCUUUCUGGUAUUUUUCUUGUUUGUUUUGUUUCAAAAUCUCGCCAAAACUAACGAAAGGAUUGGGGCGAAAGGGUUUUCUUUGUAAGGUGUCGCGCCCAUUUGACGAAAGGAGCGAGCGAUAAAUAAGGGGGAGGGGGGAGGGGGAGCGAGAAAAUGUGGGUGACUCCUACGGUCUCAGAGGCCCGUACAUCCUCGCUCGUUAUUCUAAAUGACAGAGAGCAAAAAUCUUCGCCUAGCUUCUGUUCAAUCCUUAGUGAACCUUUUUCUGCACUUAUACCAUCAUCUGCAAAGAAGGUAUCGAUCUUUGUUCAACUGUAAACGCAUUUGACCGAGGGAGACUGAGCGCAAAAAACGGUUGUAAGGAAUGGGUACGAGACAUCCGUAGCAACAUGGCGCCGAAGAUGAAAGUUGAUCACAAUUUUCGUUGUCGUGAAGCAGAAAAUUGAGAUAAGUGGCUCGGGAGUAAACUCAUGGCGAGGGCUGGAGGUAAUGCUAUGGCCUUUUUAGAACCUGAGGUCGGCAAGAAGCGUUCGCAGAAGCUUUAUAAUGUCGCGCAUCUGUCUUAUUUGGCUAUCGCAGGACAGUGUUUAUUGUAAAUGAAUUCGGAAAGCUAGCACUAGCGGCGAUCAAGGCUUUAAAUCUAGACAUUCCUCGCCAGAUAUCUUCCUCUCUUUUCCUUCUGGAGAGCUGUGGGUCUGGUUUGUGAUAUUAGCCAGUAAACUUAUGUAACCCACCAAACUAAAAUUUCAACAACUAAACCACUGUUAAGGCAACGACCAAGAGCUGCUCGAGUACCGUUUGAUCGUGGCUUCAGGUCUUGGACUUAAAAUGCUCAAAUUAAAAAUUGAUUAUCCGCGAUAACAAUAAAUGUAAUAUCAUGAAACGAGCUGUUACAAACCCAACAAAAACAAACACAUGGUCUCUUUGUUGGGUUUGGUCUCAGGGUAAUUAUACAAUCAUCUGAGUCCAUUUUUCCUUUACUUUACUCCAGGCUCAAAGUCUUCAGUCUUAACUUCCCAUUUGCUUAAGAGCAGAACUGGUGAAUUUGAUCUGGAGAGCAUCAGUUUCCUGGAUCUCAGUGGAAUGGGUAUGUUCAUCUUGAUAAUUAAAUUGAAAAUAUUUCUGGUGUAGCUCAUACAUGUGUAGUGUUUUGGUUGCAGCACAGGAGUUCAAUCUGAGGAAGAACGGGUAAUCUUUCCCUCAAAUGUUGCCAGCUUGUUUUACAAGCCAUGGCCAUCUAGGAUAACAAAAUGACUCCCACACAACAUUUGAAAAGAGUUACUGUAGCUUAGCCUUACAGCAUCAAUUAUGAAGGCUGUAGGAAGGAUCAAAGAGGGUGACUCAUUUGCACAUUUCUUGAAAAAUUAAUUUCAAAUUACUUAUUCUGAUUGUUAUGUUCCAACAAGGGUUACAGGACAUCAGCUGUAUUGGUGACUGUAUGGGACUUCUGCAUCUGGACAUUUCUGAUAACAGCCUCUCUGACCUGAGUCAUUUGAGUGGGUAACACUACUAGCUAUUUUUUGUGGCAUUCCUUGAAAAAAUUUUAAAAAAAAUACUUUUUCAUGACUUAAUGUUAUGUGCUUGCAUGUAAUGUUUCUUAUGAGAUAUUUUAAUUUUCAAUUCUAAAUCACUCAAAGAUCUAAUUGUGAGUGCUAUCAAUCUUUACUCUUUUUCAUUUCCUAAGAGUGAAUGGCAUCUAACCUCUCCACACAAUAUCACACUUGAUUCAAAUGUGCAUGUAAUGGUCAUAAGAAUAAUUUGGAAAUGAUAGCCAAUUUGAGAAGCUCCUGAUUGUAAAAGUUAUUCUCCUUGUCAGUGCUCGAGAAAAUGUGGAGAGAGCAGUAAAGAGAAUGUGAAUAUCAAUGUCAGAGUGUAAAGGGUUAAAGUAAAAAUCAGUCAGUAAAGAAGUUAUCUCAGCACCAACCAAAAUAAAGGAACAUAUGGUGAAAGUUUGACUAAAUGUGUGGAAGUGAUUUUCAUCAAAAGUGACAAAAAUAGCAAAGUUGCAAAUUUUAUAUAGUCAUUGAUCUUUUAUGUACAUGGAAUUAAAAAAAAAAAGAUUAAUGAUAUUUCUACAUUUACCUCUGAGAGGUGAUUUUGAAAGCACAUCUGUAAUGAAACAUUUAAAACAAAACAGGUACAUGUAUAAACCUACUGUAUUUUUUUCAUAUGAUUAUUCAAUACACAGAUACAUAAUAUAAAUCUGACUUUACUCUUUAGGUGAACUAAAGCUCCUUGAGACAUUGAAUGUUUCUUGCAACAAACUCUCUUCCCUCGGUAAGUAUUAGAAUAAUUUGAUAAGAUUUGUGAAAACAUUAACCAUUUUAAACUGGUGUGAAUCAAGUUUGAUGUAAAAAUUAUCAACCAAAGACCCUUCAGAUUUUGAAGAAAGAUUAUAUGGUUAUUAUGAUUCACAGUGCAAAUUAUUCAUUUACACAUCUGCUUCCAUAUAUGGUUCAAUAUUUUAGAUAAGCAUUUUUGUUAAUUUGAUUCAAAUUAAGUUGCAGCCUAUCUUGUGAUUAGUCACACGAAGUAGAUUGUAAGUUUACUUUUUCCUUUGAUUGUUUGCAGAUGGAAUUGAAGAACUUUCAAAUAUAUCUUCUUUGAAUUUGUCUGGCAACAUGAUAACAAGGUUAAGAAUUUCAAUUCAAUUACAACUGUACAGUUUAUACACUGUUCAAUUACUUUAAUUUUACCCACUCAGUUGCAUCACUAUACCUGUGUGUUUGUCAAACUACAUUGCAUCUACCGGUAUCUAAGCAUUCCAGAAGCUUAUAACAUUAUUACAAAGAAGGAGAGGUACUUUGAAAAACAUCUUAACCCUUUCACUCCCACAAGUGACCAAGACAAAAUUUCUCCUUACAAUAUCCACACAAUAUCAAGCAGGUAGGUGAUGAGAAUAGAGAAGAAUAUCAAUUACAGGAUUAUUACAGUAGUUGAUAAAAUUACCAAAUUCUCUGAACUAACAUCAUAAGAAUUGUAUGGCAGAUAGUAAGGAGAAUUACUAAUUAGAUCUUGGGAGUGAAAGGGUUAAGAAACUUUUCAUUUGAUCUGAACCAUUCUCUUAACUAAUUUGAUUGCAUAUAUUAAGUGAUAGCUGUAUACAUGAAGUAUGGCAGUUAAAACAGAAGACUACAUACAUGUACAUCUCUAAGAAAACAAAGUCAUUUUCUUGGUAGACCUUAUUUAUGGUUCUAAUAUUUUGUUUUAACUUUAGUGCUAAGUUUAGUGAGGUGUUCCUCUGUGUCCUUUCCCUGCUGAGUCUCUCUGUCCAACUCGGCUUGAAGUGAAUUUUGAAUUGAAGUCCUUUGCAGUUUGAUUGUACAGAUGAACUUGUUAUAUUCAGGCAGUUAGAAUGCAUGAAUGUUCAAUUUUGAGUUUUUAAACUUAAAAGUAAAUAGUUAUCUUUCAUGCACUCUUCAGGGGGUAUGAUAUUCAUAAGUCCCUCUUUGGAUUAUAGGUUACUUUAAUAACUUUUUUCAUCUUUGCAGUGUUAACAGUCUUUCAUGUUUGACCAAACUGGAACAUUUGCGAGUGCUUAGACUUCAUGACUCAGUACAAGGAUUUUCAAAUCCUGGUAAGGGCAGAGUUUGAUCAAAAUUCAGUAAAAUGAACCCCAAAAAUGACUGAGAUUUAUUUUUACUGUCACUGCUCAAGUCAAUAUGUCCACCUCUUGAGAUGGGAAAAUGAUAACAUUGAUUGAUAGUAAAAUUUCUCACAGUAAAUCUAUAUUGAGUUCCCCUGUCAGCACAAGUACUUAGCUGUAAAGCACCUGAAACUUUUCUGUGUUUCACAUGUAAAUCUGAUGGUAGCAAAUAUUUCAAACUGUGCAUUUUACAGGUAUAUUUGAACCAAAACUAAAACUGUGCCCUCAAAUGUAGUUCAAUUUUAAUAAUUGUUACAUGGGCAUGGUGGAACAUAUUUUCUGUAUUCUAUUUUUGCACCCUUUAAAAAUGGCUUGCUGUUUUGCAUCUUGUUUUGGCUGCGAAUGCCACAUUUGAUCACUAUGUUUGCCUCAUUUGUUUCAGUUUGUGCCUCUCAAGAGAACUACAAGAAAGUGGUGUGUAAACUUUUACCAAAGCUCAGGACUCUUGAUGGUAAUUGAUUUAAGCUCUUACUUCUUCAAUGCUGUGACUUCGUUCUUUAUCAAAGGGAAGUAGAAAGAAGAAAGAAUCACCUAUUGAGGUGCUACUGCUAAAAUCCAAUUGUUCUCUUUCUUUUACAUUUUACUGUAAUUCUUCUUGUUAGGGCAAAUUUUAAUAUGCCAGUCUCCUGGCUUCCAAGAAUGAUAAAAAAGUGUUGCCUAAUUUCCUUUUUGUGUUGGUUUGUUCCUCAAGGUGAACGUGUUAGUGGCAAAGGAGCAGACCUGUAUGAGAUGUGUGAUGAACUGGAUGCAAUUCUCAGAGGUAAAAUAAUGAACAUGUUACCCUGUAAGUACUUGUUUGUCUAAAUAUGCCUGGCAUCUGAUGUUAACUUGCAUUUUUCUUCAACUACAAACGAAUGACGCUUCCCGCUGAAAGGAUGAAUUAAUUGCAAUGCUAUUUAAAUAGUAUGAAGAUUCUGUUAAAUGAGUGAAUGAGCUUUCCUCAAAUCGUAAAACAUUUUAUAGUUUUAUAGGUUAAAUUCAUAUGUAGUGUUUAAACUUUUUCUGGUCUUUGGCCUCAUUCUCUAGUCUAGGAGCAACAACUGAACUUCUUUUCUAUUUUUUUUUCAUUUUUUUUCAUGAUUACCAUUAUUUAUCUGGGCUCACACUGAAUUCUUGUUCAUAUUAAUUUUGCAGAUAACGAUUUGCAAACAGAACAUGGAGUUGCUCUCAAAACAAUACCAUGGAAUACAGGUGACAACUUUACUUCGCAUCCAUUCAGUUUUUUGUGAGUCAAAGAGUUAUGUGCUUGUACUGUACGACAUGCAUAAAAAAAUUAUACCACUCAUUAAAUGAUCCAGUCACCAAAUUGUUGCCUUUUUUGUCUCUACAUUAUCUAUGAGAAUUCGAUUUUCUUUUUGGUGAUAUUGUUGAUCGAAGUUUACCUUGUUUUGAAUGUAUAUUGGUUGUUUAUUUGUGUUUUGAAGGUUAAUCUGAUUAACCUUGUUACUGAUUUAAAACUGAUGCCAAAUCCAAUAGAUAAACUGCUUUCUCUGCCGAAUACUUCAAUGCAAGAUAAGAGUGUAGAGGAAGCUGAAAAAGGAUUUAGUGGUAAGUUUUGUUGUUGACAAGUGUUUGUUGUUUUUUUCGUUUCUGUUGUUUUCUACUGGCCUCUGAAUUCUAAUAUGUAAGUGCAGACUCUGUGUCCAUCUUAACCUUAGCACUCUACUUGCAGGAGUUUAAAGGUUUUAAAACAUGUAGAUGUCAGUUUUCGUUUUCUAGUGAAAAAAGAUUUUAGUUCAGAGACAUGCACUAAGCGACUCAUACGUUACCACUCACUCGUGUAGCAGUACAACACGCGCAUUCCAUUCGUGAAUACAAAUAUGUGAAAGGUAACAAAUCUAAUACAAGCCAUCUGUUUGUUAAAGUCCAGUCAGACUGCCGGAAAAAAAAAUUCCAAAGCAAGUCUUCGGCUCUGAAACUGUUAUGAAUCUUUUGUGUUUCAGAUGUGAUGCUCCAGUGUAAGAAGAUCAAUGAGGAUGCGGAGAAGGCCAUUCGAAAUGCCAAAGAAGCGUUGUGGAACCCCUGACUUCAUUUUGUAAUUAUCGGGUUUGCUGCGGCCUCGGUUUGUGAAAGUAGGCCUAAAUUACCGUGCAUUGAUAGAUGUUACUGCUACGAUUUGUUUUUGCUUGACAAGGCACGCAGAAACGAGGGUUAUUUACUUUUGAAAGAAAGUAAGAGUUGUCCUGGUGUAGUUACUGGAGCGAAUUGUACCUUCUACACAGUGUUCAGGUAAUGUUCCUGAACGAGAAUGGCUUGGACAAAACCUCGUCAGCCAAGUUGUGUUGAAACCGCGUUUGAAAUUGGACGUCAAACUUGAAUGACGUAAGCUGCAUACCAACCAGCGGAAAAAAAGAUGACUUUUGGAAAGAGUUUCAAAUUCCACCAAAGACACUGGAAAAAAUACCCCUUUACACCCAAUUAUUGUUUUGUUGUUGUUGUUUUUUAUAAUGCGUUGGCUUGAAGUACUCUGAUCUCAGUCACUUCUUAAUUUCACGAGAUGAUAAAAGUUGACAAUCGUGAAACUUUCCCUCACAUAUAGACCCAGAGAUGUUAGGUAUUCAGUUAACCGAUUGAAUGUGAGGUUAGUAUCUCUAUUAAUGCAUAGAGGACCACAUGGUGAAAUGAACUAUCUAUGAACAGAUGUUAUAAAGCCCGUUGGUCCUAAGCUUCUGUGCAAAUUUUUUAACGUCUUGGGCACACGAUCUUCAACCAACCACUGAGAAGUUUUGAGGAAAUAAACAGCCGAGAUUGUCAUGGUUAACUUGUUUGGUUAUUAAUAGCUCUAACACAAAAACGUAGGCGACAAGAUGAUUAAUAGAUGAGACUGAAAGGAAUAGAUCGAUAAAAAUCAUUAAAUGAAUAGCAAAUGUGGAGUUCCUAGAUAAUCUGAUUUAUCAGUCAAUCACAAUGAAUUACCUGAGGC